GAACCCAGUGAGAGAGCAGGAGCAACAGGCUCCCUCCUUCUUGCUGUCGCUGCCGAGAUCGACGGUCGGGUCGCAGCUCCGUGAGCCCCUGCUGCAGGGAACAAGCAAGGGGACCUCCAGGGAGCUCAGGGCUGCCAAGACACGGUAGCUCUGCCCUGUCUUGAGAACUCCCCUCCCAAGAUCAGGGACAGAGCAGGUGCAGAGGCACUGCAGCCGCUUGUUGCCCAGCCUCCUGAGUGAUGCCAGCCCAAUGGUUCCUAAUCUCCAGACUGGCCUUCCUGGUACUGCUGGGCACAGUCAGAGCAGGCCCUUUCUCUCCACGGUCCAAUGUGACACUCCCAGCCCCACGCCCCCCUCCCCAGCCAGGAGGCCGCACAGUGGAGCCAAUAGGGGGAAGCCCCUCUUCUCGGCUUUAUGAGCACAAUGUAGAAGGAGGGGAGAAGCAGGUGGUGUUUACCCACCGCAUCAACCUGCCCCCUUCAUCUGGCUGUGGUUGUCCCCCGGGCACGGAGCCCCCAGUCCCUGCUUCAGAGGUGCAGGCCCUGAAGGUCCGGUUAGAGAUCCUGGAGGAGCUGGUGAAAGGCCUCAAGGAACAGUGCACUGGGACAUGUUGUCCUGCCGCUGCCCAGGCUGGCACAGGCCAGACAGACGUUCGUAGCCUCUGCAGUCUCCAUGGCGUGUUUGACCUGAGCCGCUGUGCCUGCUCCUGUGAACCAGGCUGGGGUGGGCCCACCUGCUCAGACCCUACAGGCGCUGGGGUGCCCCCAUCCUCCCCACCCUCAGGCUCCGGGUCCUGCCCAGAUGACUGCAACGAUCAGGGUCGCUGUGUCCGCGGGCGCUGCGUGUGCUUCCCUGGCUACAGCGGCCCCAGCUGCGGCUGGCCCUCCUGUCCCGGGGACUGCAACGGCCGCGGGCGCUGCGUGCAGGGCGUGUGCGUGUGCCGGGCUGGCUUCUCUGGCGACGACUGCAGCCUGCGCUCGUGCCCCCGGGGCUGCAGCCAGAGGGGGCGCUGCGAGGACGGGCGCUGCGUGUGCGACCCCGGCUACACUGGCGACGACUGUGGGAAGAGGAGCUGCCCUAGAGGUUGCAGCCAGAGGGGGCGCUGCGACAACGGACGCUGCGUGUGCGACCACGGCUACACCGGCGAGGACUGUGCGGUGAGGAGCUGCCCCCGGGGCUGCAGCCAGAGGGGCCGCUGCGAGGACGGGCGCUGCGUGUGCGACCCCGGCUACACCGGCGACGACUGCGGCUCGCGGAGCUGCCCGUGGGACUGUGGCGAGGGCGGGCGCUGCGUGGACGGCCGCUGUGUGUGCUGGCCUGGGUACGCGGGCGAGGACUGCGGCACCCGGACGUGCCCGCGAGACUGCCGGGGCCGCGGGCGCUGCGAGGACGGCGAAUGCAUCUGCGACGUAGGCUACAGUGGGGACGAUUGCGGAGUGCGCAGCUGCCCGGGCGACUGCAACCAAAGGGGCCGCUGCGAGGACGGCCGCUGCGUGUGCUGGCCGGGGUACACGGGGCCUGACUGUGGCUCACGCGCCUGCCCCCGCGACUGUCGGGGCCGCGGGCGCUGCGAGAACGGCGUGUGCGUGUGCAACGCGGGCUACAGCGGCGAGGACUGCGGGGUGCGCAGCUGUCCCGGGGACUGUCGCGGCCGGGGCCGUUGCGAGAGUGGCCGCUGCGUGUGUUGGUCCGGGUAUACAGGUCGAGACUGCGGCACGCGCGCCUGCCCCGGCGACUGUCGUGGGCGCGGCCGCUGCGUGGACGGCCGCUGCGUGUGCAACCCGGGCUUCUCGGGCGAGGACUGCGGGAGCCGUCGGUGCCCUGGGGACUGCCGCGGUCGCGGCCGCUGUGAGGACGGCGUGUGUGUGUGCAACGCGGGCUACGAGGGAGAGGACUGUGGCGUGCGCAGCUGCCCAGGAGGUUGCCACGGUCGCGGCCAGUGCCUGGACGGGCGCUGCGUGUGCGACGAUGGCUACUCAGGCGAGGACUGCAGCGUAAGGCGGUGCCCGCGCGACUGCAGCCAGCACGGCCUGUGCCAGGACGGUGUGUGCACCUGUUGGGAGGGCUACGCAGGCGAGGACUGUGGCCUUCGUACCUGCCCCUCCAACUGCCACCAGCGCGGCCGCUGUGAGGACGGGCGCUGCGUGUGCGACUCGGGCUACACUGGGCCCUCCUGUGCCACCCGCACCUGCCCGGCAGACUGCCGGGGCCGUGGGCGCUGUGUGCAGGGAGCGUGCGUGUGCCACGUGGGCUAUAGCGGCGAGGACUGUGGGCAGGAGGAGCCUCCCGCCAGCGCCUGCCCUGGGGGCUGUGGGCCCCGGGAACUGUGCCGUGCGGGCCAGUGUGUAUGCGUCGAGGGCUUCCGAGGACCGGACUGCGCCAUUCAGACGUGCCCCGGGGACUGCCGCGGCAGGGGAGAGUGUCGUGAGGGCAGCUGCGUCUGUCAAGAUGGCUAUGCAGGGGAGGACUGCGGGGAAGAGGUGCCAGCCAUCGAGGGCAUGAGGAUGCACCUCUUGGAGGAGACGACGGUUCGGACAGAGUGGACCCGGGCUCCUGGCACUGUGGAUGCCUAUGAAAUUCAGUUCAUUCCCACGACAGAGGGGGUGAGCCCCCCAUUCACAGCACGAGUACCCAGCUCUGCCUCAGCCUAUGACCAGAGAGGACUGGCUCCUGGCCAGGAGUACCAGGUCACUGUCCGUGCCCUUCGAGGGACUAACUGGGGCCCUCCUGCUUCCAAGACCAUCACCACCAUGAUCGACGGCCCCCAGGACCUCCGAGUGGUGGCUGUGACACCAACCACACUGGAGCUCAGCUGGCUGCAACCCCAGGCUGAGGUGGACCGAUUCGUGGUGUCCUAUGUCAGUGCCGGCAACCAGAGGGUGCGGCUGGAGGUACCCCCUGAGGCAGAUGGAACACUGCUGACCGACCUGAUGCCAGGCGUGGAAUAUGUAGUGACUGUCACUGCAGAGCGGGGCCGGGCAGUAAGCUACCCGGCUUCUGUCAGGGCCAACACAGGGUCCUCUCCCUCAGGCCUCUUGGCGGCCACGGAUGAGCCUCCCCCCUCAGGCCCUUCAACCACUCAAGGGGCCCGGGCCCCUGAACUACAGCAGCGCCCCCAGGAACUAGGAGAGUUGAGGGUGCUGGGCAAAGACAAGACAGGGCACCUCCGCGUCGCUUGGACUGCUCAGCCUGACACAUUUGCCCACUUCCAGCUGCGCCUCCGGGUGCCCGAGGGGCCAGGAGCACAUGAGGAACUACUGCCAGGGGACGUCCGCCAGGCUCUGGUGCCCUCACCACCUCCCGGCGUCCCCUAUGAGCUGUCGCUUCGUGGGGUCCCCCCGGAGGGCGAGUCCUCUGCCCCUCUUAUCUACCAAGGCAUUAUGGACAGGGAUGGGGCAAAGCCUGGGAAGCCCUUGGCCCCGCCACAUCUGGGCGAGCUGACAGUGACUGGCAUGGCCUCCAACUCCCUGCUCCUGCAAUGGACGGUCCCUGAGGGCGAGUUCGACUCCUUCGUGAUCCAGUACAAGGACAGGGACGGGCCCCAGGUUGUCCCUGUGGAGGGGUCCCAGCGCUCGGCCCUCAUCACCAACCUGGACCUUGGCCGCAAGUACAAAUUUGUGCUAUAUGGGCUCCUGGGCAAGAAGAGGCAUGGCCCCCUGGUGGCUGAAGCCAAGAUCUUGCCUCAGAGUGAUCCCAGCCCAGUGACUCCACCCCGCCUGGGAAAGCUGUGGGUGACAGAUCCCACCCCAGAUUCACUGCACCUCUCUUGGACUGUCCCUGAGGGCCAGUUUGACUCCUUCGUAGUCCAAUACAGGGACAGGAACGGACAGCCCCAGCUGGUGCCCGUGGAAGGGCCUGAGCGCUCGGUCAUUGUCUCCUCCCUGGACCCUGACCACAAGUACAGAUUCACUCUGUUUGGGAUUGCCAACAAGAAGCGGCACGGCCCCCUCACAGCUGAUGGCACCACAGCCUCAGAGAAGAGAGAGGAGCUCCUCCACCCAGAGUCCCCAGAGCGGCCCCUGCUGGGGGAACUGAUGGUGACUCAUGCGACCCCAGACUCCCUGCGCCUGUCCUGGACAGUGACCCAGGGCUCCUUCGACUCCUUCAUGGUCCAGUACAAGGACGCGCAGGGGCAGUCCCAGGCAGUGCCCGUCAGGGGUGAUGAGAAUGAGGUCACCAUUCCUGGUCUGGAGUCGCACCGGAAGUAUAAGAUGAACCUCUAUGGGCUUCAUGGCAGGCAGCGUGUGGGGCCUGUGUCUGUGGUGGCCGUCACAGCCCCCCAGGAGGUUGUGGAGGAGACACCCAGCCCCACCGAGGUGGAGGAGACCCCCAGCCCCACAGAGCCCAGCACGGAGGCCCCAGAGUCCCCCGAGGAGCCCCUGCUGGGGGAGCUGACAGUGACAGGAUCAUCCCCAGACUCGCUGAGCCUCUCGUGGACCGUCCCCCAGGGCCACUUCGACUCCUUCACUGUCCAGUACAAGGACAGAGACGGGCGGCCCCAGGUGGUGCGUGUUGGGGGUGAGGAGAGUGAGGUCACCAUCGGGGGCCUGGAGCCGGGGCGCAAGUACAAGAUGCACCUGUAUGGCCUGCACAGGGGGCAGCGCUGGGGCCCUGUGUCCACCGUGGGCGUGACUGCUCCACAACUGGAAGAGACUCCAGCCACGGAGCCCCCCCUGGAGCCACACCUGGGAGAGCUGACAGUGACAGAUGUGACCCCCAACUCCGUGGGCCUCGCAUGGACAGUCCCAGAGGGCCAGUUUGACUCCUUCAUGGUCCAGUACAAGGACAGGGACGGGCAGCCCCAGGUGGUGCCUGUGGCCUCAGACCAGCGUGAGGUCACCAUCCCCGGCCUGGAGCCUGCACGCAAAUACAAGAUGAACUUCUAUGGGCUACAUGGUGGCCAGCGUGUGGGCCCCCUCUCUGUGGUAGCUGUGACCGCUCCCCUCCCUCCAGCCCCAACCACAGAGUCCCCCCAGGAGCCACGCCUCGGGGAGCUGACAGUGACAGACCUGACCCAGGAUUCUGUGAGCCUCUCGUGGACGGUCCCUGAGGGUGAAUUCGACUCCUUUGUGGUCCAGUACAAGGACAGGGAUGGGCAGCCCCAGGUGGUGCCUGUGGUCGCAGACCAGCGCGAGGUCACCAUCCCUGGCCUGGAGCCCAGUAGGAAAUACAAGUUCCUGCUCUUUGGGAUUCAGGAUGGGAAAAGACGCAGCCCAGUUUCUGUGGAGGCAAAGACAGCUGCCCAAGGUGACGCCAGCCUUGGGGCCCCGCCCCGCCUUGGGGAGCUGUGGGUGACAGAUCCCACCCUGGACUCGCUGCGCCUCUCCUGGACAGUCCCCGAGGGCCACUUUGACUCCUUUGUCGUCCAGUUCAAGGACAGGGACGGGCCCCAAGUGGUGCCUGUGGAGGGCCAUGAGCGCUCAGUCACCAUCACCCCUCUGGACACUGGCCGCAAGUACAGAUUCCUCCUUUAUGGGCUCCUGGGCAAGAGGCGCCAUGGCCCCCUCACUGCCGAAGGCACCACAGAGAUCCGGAGUGUGGUGGAUGAUGCUAAAGCAAAGCAUCCCCUAAAGCCCCGUCUUGGGGAGGAGCUACAGGUCACCAGCGUGACCCCAGACUCUGUGAGCCUCUCGUGGACAGUCCCUGAGGGCCAGUUUGACUCCUUUGUGAUCCAGUACAAGGACAGAGACGGGCAGCCGCAGGUGGUGCCUGUGGAGGGCAGCCUCAGGGAGGUCCGCAUCCCGGGCCUGGACCCAAACCGCAGGUAUAAGCUCCUGCUGUACGGACUGCACCAGAGCAAACGUGUGGGUCCCAUCUCUGCCAUCGCCAUGACUGCCUCCAGAGAAGAUAUCGAAACCGAGGCCCUAGGUCCUCCAGGGCCUGAGCCCCGCCUAGGGGAGGUGACUGUGGAGGAAGCCACACCAGACACUUUGCAUCUCUCCUGGACAGUGAUGGAGGGAGAUUUUGACUCCUUUGAGGUCCAGUACACAGACAAAGAUGGGCAACUCCAAGUAGUCAAAGUAGAUGGUGACCGGAAUGACAUCAUCCUUACUGGCCUGGAAUCUGACCACAGAUACCUGGUGACCCUGUAUGGUUUCCAUGGCCAGCAGCGUGUGGGUCCUGCCCACAUUGAGGCCCUCACAGUCCCAAGGGAAGAGGAGGAUGAACCUUCAGAACCUCCCAUCAAGCCACAGCUGGGGCAGCUGGCAGUGACAGACGCCACCCCCGACUCCCUGCACCUCUCCUGGACUGUCCCCGAGGGCCAGUUUGACCACUUCCUGAUCCAGUACAAGAACGGGGAUGGGCAGCCCAAGGCGGUGAGGGUGCCAGGGAAUGAGGACCAGGUCACCAUCUCAGGCCUGGAGCCAGACCACAAGUACAAGAUGAACCUGUAUGGCUUCCACGGUGGCCAGCGCAUGGGCCCCGUCUCUGCCUUUGGGGUGACGGCUGCAGAGGAAGAGACCCCAACCUCUACUGAGGUGGAGGACACCCCCAGCCCCACAGAGCCCAGCACGGAGGCCCCAGAGUCCCCCGAGGAGCCCCUGCUGGGGGAGCUGACAGUGACAGGAUCGUCCCCAGACUCGCUGAGCCUCUCGUGGACCGUCCCCCAGGGCCACUUCGACUCCUUCACUGUCCAGUACAAGGACAGGGACGGGCGGCCCCAGGUGGUGCGUGUCGGGGGUGAGGAGAGUGAGGUCACCGUCGGGGGCCUGGAGCCGGGGCGCAAGUACAAGAUGCACCUGUAUGGCCUGCACAGGGGGCAGCGCUGGGGCCCUGUGUCCACUGUGGGCGUGACUGCUCCAGAAUAUGAAGCCAUGACCACCCAAGCCCCGUCCACCAUGGCCCUUGAGCCUCCCAUGAAGCCACGGCUGGGGCAGCUGGCAGUGACAGACGCCACCCCCGACUCCCUGCGCCUCUCCUGGACUGUCCCCGAGGGCCAGUUUGACCACUUCCUGGUCCAGUACAAGAACGGGGAUGGGCAGCCCAAGGCGGUGAGGGUGCCAGGGAAUGAGGACCAGGUCACCAUCUCAGGCCUGGAGCCAGACCACAAGUACAAGAUGAACCUGUAUGGCUUCCACGGUGGCCAGCGCAUGGGCCCCGUCUCUGCCUUUGGGGUGACGGCUGCAGAGGAAGAGACCCCAACCUCUACUGAGGUGGAGGACACCCCCAGCCCCACAGAGCCCAGCACGGAGGCCCCAGAGUACCCUGAGGAGCCCCUGCUGGGGGAGCUGACAGUGACAGGAUCGUCCCCAGACUCGCUGAGCCUCUCGUGGACCGUCCCCCAGGGCCACUUCGACUCCUUCACUGUCCAGUACAAGGACAGGGACGGGCGGCCCCAGGUGGUGCGUGUCGGGGGUGAGGAGAGUGAGGUCACCGUCGGGGGCCUGGAGCCGGGGCGCAAGUACAAGAUGCACCUGUAUGGCCUGCACAGGGGGCAGCGCUGGGGCCCCGUGUCCACUGUGGGUGUGACUGAUCCUGAAGGGGAGCCCCCUGCCAAUACCCUUCUGAAGCCACACUUGGGAGAGCUAGCAGUGACGGACGCCACCCCCGACUCCCUGCACCUCUCCUGGACUGUCCCCGAGGGCCAGUUUGACCACUUCCUGGUCCAGUACAAGAAUGGGGAUGGGCAGCCCAAGGCGGUGAGGGUGCCAGGGAAUGAGGACCAGGUCACCAUCUCAGGCCUGGAGCCAGACCACAAGUACAAGAUGAACCUGUAUGGCUUCCACGGUGGCCAGCGUGUGGGCCCCGUCUCCACUGUUGGCUUAACUGCCCCAGGAAAGGACCAAGAAAUGCCAGCGCCAACAGACUCACCCACCAUGACUCCCAAGCCUCCCAUCAGGCCACGGCUGGGGCAGUUGGCAGUGACAGACGCCACCCCCGACUCCCUGCACCUCUCCUGGACUGUCCCCGAGGGCCAGUUUGACCACUUCCUGGUCCAGUACAAGAACGGGGAUGGGCAGCCCAAGGCGGUGAGGGUGCCAGGGAAUGAGGACCAGGUCACCAUCUCAGGCCUGGAGCCAGACCACAAGUACAAGAUGAACCUGUAUGGCUUCCACGGUGGCCAGCGCAUGGGCCCUGUCUCUGCCUUUGGGGUGACGGCUGCAGAGGAAGAGACCCCAACCUCUACUGAGGUGGAGGACACCCCCAGCCCCACAGAGCCCAGCACGGAGGCCCCAGAGUCCCCCGAGGAGCCCCUGCUGGGGGAGCUGACAGUGACAGGAUCGUCCCCAGACUCGCUGAGCCUCUCGUGGACCGUCCCCCAGGGCCACUUCGACUCCUUCACUGUCCAGUACAAGGACAGGGAUGGGCGGCCCCAGGUGGUGCGUGUCGGGGGUGAGGAGAGUGAGGUCACCGUCGGGGGCCUGGAGCCGGGGCGCAAGUACAAGAUGCACCUGUAUGGCCUGCACAGGGGGCAGCGCUGGGGCCCUGUGUCCACUGUGGGCCUGACCGCCCCCCAGGAGGUUGUGGAGGAGACCCCCAGCCCCACAGAGCCCAGCACGGAGGCCCCAGAGUCCCCCGAGGAGCCCCUGCUGGGGGAGCUGACAGUGACAGGAUCGUCCCCAGACUCGCUGAGCCUCUCGUGGACCGUCCCCCAGGGCCACUUCGACUCCUUCACUGUCCAGUACAAGGACAGGGACGGGCGGCCCCAGGUGGUGCGUGUCGGGGGUGAGGAGAGUGAGGUCACCGUCGGGGGCCUGGAGCCGGGGCGCAAGUACAAGAUGCACCUGUAUGGCCUGCACAGGGGGCAGCGCUGGGGCCCUGUGUCCACUGUGGGCGUGACUGCUCCAGAAUAUGAAGCCAUGACCACCCAAGCCCCGUCCACCAUGGCCCUUGAGCCUCCCAUGAAGCCACGGCUGGGGCAGCUGGCAGUGACAGACGCCACCCCCGACUCCCUGCGCCUCUCCUGGACUGUCCCCGAGGGCCAGUUUGACCACUUCCUGGUCCAGUACAAGAACGGGGAUGGGCAGCCCAAGGCGGUGAGGGUGCCAGGGAAUGAGGACCAGGUCACCAUCUCAGGCCUGGAGCCAGACCACAAGUACAAGAUGAACCUGUAUGGCUUCCACGGUGGCCAGCGCAUGGGCCCCGUCUCUGCCUUUGGGGUGACGGCUGCAGAGGAAGAGACCCCAACCUCUACUGAGGUGGAGGACACCCCCAGCCCCACAGAGCCCAGCACGGAGGCCCCAGAGUCCCCCGAGGAGCCCCUGCUGGGGGAGCUGACAGUGACAGGAUCGUCCCCAGACUCGCUGAGCCUCUCGUGGACCGUCCCCCAGGGCCACUUCGACUCCUUCACUGUCCAGUACAAGGACAGGGACGGGCGGCCCCAGGUGGUGCGUGUCGGGGGUGAGGAGAGUGAGGUCACCGUCGGGGGCCUGGAGCCGGGGCGCAAGUACAAGAUGCACCUGUAUGGCCUGCACAGGGGGCAGCGCUGGGGCCCUGUGUCCACUGUGGGCGUGACUGCUCCAGAAUAUGAAGCCAUGACCACCCAAGCCCCGUCCACCAUGGCCCUUGAGCCUCCCAUGAAGCCACGGCUGGGGCAGCUGGCAGUGACAGACGCCACCCCCGACUCCCUGCGCCUCUCCUGGACUGUCCCCGAGGGCCAGUUUGACCACUUCCUGGUCCAGUACAAGAACGGGGAUGGGCAGCCCAAGGCGGUGAGGGUGCCAGGGAAUGAGGACCAGGUCACCAUCUCAGGCCUGGAGCCAGACCACAAGUACAAGAUGAACCUGUAUGGCUUCCACGGUGGCCAGCGCAUGGGCCCCGUCUCUGCCUUUGGGGUGACGGCUGCAGAGGAAGAGACCCCAACCUCUACUGAGGUGGAGGACACCCCCAGCCCCACAGAGCCCAGCACGGAGGCCCCAGAGUCCCCCGAGGAGCCCCUGCUGGGGGAGCUGACAGUGACAGGAUCGUCCCCAGACUCGCUGAGCCUCUCGUGGACCGUCCCCCAGGGCCACUUCGACUCCUUCACUGUCCAGUACAAGGACAGGGACGGGCGGCCCCAGGUGGUGCGUGUCGGGGGUGAGGAGAGUGAGGUCACCGUCGGGGGCCUGGAGCCGGGGCGCAAGUACAAGAUGCACCUGUAUGGCCUGCACAGGGGGCAGCGCUGGGGCCCCGUGUCCACUGUGGGUGUGACUGAUCCUGAAGGGGAGCCCCCUGCCAAUACCCUUCUGAAGCCACACUUGGGAGAGCUAGCAGUGACGGACGCCACCCCCGACUCCCUGCACCUCUCCUGGACUGUCCCCGAGGGCCAGUUUGACCACUUCCUGGUCCAGUACAAGAAUGGGGAUGGGCAGCCCAAGGCUGUGAGGGUGCCAGGGAAUGAGGACCAGGUCACCAUCUCAGGCCUGGAGCCAGACCACAAGUACAAGAUGAACCUGUAUGGCUUCCACGGUGGCCAGCGUGUGGGCCCCGUCUCCACUGUUGGCUUAACUGCCCCAGGAAAGGACCAAGAAAUGCCAGCGCCAACAGACUCACCCACCAUGACUCCCAAGCCUCCCAUCAGGCCACGGCUGGGGCAGUUGGCAGUGACAGACGCCACCCCCGACUCCCUGCACCUCUCCUGGACUGUCCCCGAGGGCCAGUUUGACCACUUCCUGGUCCAGUACAAGAACGGGGAUGGGCAGCCCAAGGCGGUGAGGGUGCCAGGGAAUGAGGACCAGGUCACCAUCUCAGGCCUGGAGCCAGACCACAAGUACAAGAUGAACCUGUAUGGCUUCCACGGUGGCCAGCGCAUGGGCCCUGUCUCUGCCUUUGGGGUGACGGCUGCAGAGGAAGAGACCCCAACCUCUACUGAGGUGGAGGACACCCCCAGCCCCACAGAGCCCAGCACGGAGGCCCCAGAGUCCCCCGAGGAGCCCCUGCUGGGGGAGCUGACAGUGACAGGAUCGUCCCCAGACUCGCUGAGCCUCUCGUGGACCGUCCCCCAGGGCCACUUCGACUCCUUCACUGUCCAGUACAAGGACAGGGAUGGGCGGCCCAUGGUGCGUGUCGGGGGUGAGGAGAGUGAGGUCACCGUCGGGGGCCUGGAGCCGGGGCGCAAGUACAAGAUGCACCUGUAUGGCCUGCACAGGGGGCAGCGCUGGGGCCCUGUGUCCACUGUGGGCCUGACCGCCCCCCAGGAGGUUGUGGAGGAGACCCCCAGCCCCACAGAGCCCAGCACGGAGGCCCCAGAGUCCCCCGAGGAGCCCCUGCUGGGGGAGCUGACAGUGACAGGAUCGUCCCCAGACUCGCUGAGCCUCUCGUGGACCGUCCCCCAGGGCCACUUCGACUCCUUCACUGUCCAGUACAAGGACAGGGACGGGCGGCCCCAGGUGGUGCGUGUCGGGGGUGAGGAGAGUGAGGUCACCGUCGGGGGCCUGGAGCCGGGGCGCAAGUACAAGAUGCACCUGUAUGGCCUGCACAGGGGGCAGCGCUGGGGCCCUGUGUCCACUGUGGGCGUGACUGCUCCAGAAUAUGAAGCCAUGACCACCCAAGCCCCGUCCACCAUGGCCCUUGAGCCUCCCAUGAAGCCACGGCUGGGGCAGCUGGCAGUGACAGACGCCACCCCCGACUCCCUGCGCCUCUCCUGGACUGUCCCCGAGGGCCAGUUUGACCACUUCCUGGUCCAGUACAAGAACGGGGAUGGGCAGCCCAAGGCGGUGAGGGUGCCAGGGAAUGAGGACCAGGUCACCAUCUCAGGCCUGGAGCCAGACCACAAGUACAAGAUGAACCUGUAUGGCUUCCACGGUGGCCAGCGCAUGGGCCCCGUCUCUGCCUUUGGGGUGACGGCUGCAGAGGAAGAGACCCCAACCUCUACUGAGGUGGAGGACACCCCCAGCCCCACAGAGCCCAGCACGGAGGCCCCAGAGUCCCCCGAGGAGCCCCUGCUGGGGGAGCUGACAGUGACAGGAUCGUCCCCAGACUCGCUGAGCCUCUCGUGGACCGUCCCCCAGGGCCACUUCGACUCCUUCACUGUCCAGUACAAGGACAGGGACGGGCGGCCCCAGGUGGUGCGUGUCGGGGGUGAGGAGAGUGAGGUCACCGUCGGGGGCCUGGAGCCGGGGCGCAAGUACAAGAUGCACCUGUAUGGCCUGCACAGGGGGCAGCGCUGGGGCCCUGUGUCCACUGUGGGCGUGACUGCUCCAGAAUAUGAAGCCAUGACCACCCAAGCCCCGUCCACCAUGGCCCUUGAGCCUCCCAUGAAGCCACGGCUGGGGCAGCUGGCAGUGACAGACGCCACCCCCGACUCCCUGCGCCUCUCCUGGACUGUCCCCGAGGGCCAGUUUGACCACUUCCUGGUCCAGUACAAGAACGGGGAUGGGCAGCCCAAGGCGGUGAGGGUGCCAGGGAAUGAGGACCAGGUCACCAUCUCAGGCCUGGAGCCAGACCACAAGUACAAGAUGAACCUGUAUGGCUUCCACGGUGGCCAGCGCAUGGGCCCCGUCUCUGCCUUUGGGGUGACGGCUGCAGAGGAAGAGACCCCAACCUCUACUGAGGUGGAGGACACCCCCAGCCCCACAGAGCCCAGCACGGAGGCCCCAGAGUCCCCCGAGGAGCCCCUGCUGGGGGAGCUGACAGUGACAGGAUCGUCCCCAGACUCGCUGAGCCUCUCGUGGACCGUCCCCCAGGGCCACUUCGACUCCUUCACUGUCCAGUACAAGGACAGGGACGGGCGGCCCCAGGUGGUGCGUGUCGGGGGUGAGGAGAGUGAGGUCACCGUCGGGGGCCUGGAGCCGGGGCGCAAGUACAAGAUGCACCUGUAUGGCCUGCACAGGGGGCAGCGCUGGGGCCCCGUGUCCACCGUGGGUGUGACUGCCUCCCAGCCCACAGAGCCCCCUGUGGCACCCCGCCUAGGGGAGCUGGCCGUGGUAGCCGUGACCUCUGACACAGUGCACCUCUCAUGGACCGUGGCCCAGGGCGUCUUCGACUCCUUCCUGGUCCAGUACAAGGAUGUGCAGGGGCGGCCCCAGGCAGUGCCUGUGGGUGGACACCUGCGUGAGAUCACCAUUCCAGGUCUGGCCCCUGGCCGGAAGUACAAGUUCCUACUCUUUGGACUCCAGGAUGAGAAGCGGCAUGGCCCUAUAGCUGCAGAUGCAAAGACCCCCCCAGACACAAAACCUCCCCGCCUGGGGGAGCUGACAGUGACAGACCUGACCCCGGACUCUGUGAGCCUCUCAUGGACAGUCCCUGAGGGUGAAUUUGACUCCUUCGUGGUCCAGUACAAGGACAGAGACGGGCAGCCCCAGGUGGCGCCUGUGGCCUCAGACCAGCGCGAGGUCACCAUCUCGGGCCUGGAGCCCAGUAGGAAAUACAAGUUCCUGCUCUAUGGGCUGGCCGGUAGGAAGCGGCUGGGCCCCAUCUCUGCUGAUGGCACCACAGCUCCCCUGCAGAAGGAGCAGCAGCGCCCGCCCCGCCUGGGGGAGCUGACAGUGACAGAUGAGACCCCAGACUCCCUGCGCCUCUCAUGGACAGUGGCCCAGGGCCUCUUUGAUUCCUUUGUGGUCCAGUACAGGGACACAGCUGGGCAGCCCCGGGCAGUGCCUGUGGCCGAAGACCAGCGGGAAGUCACCAUAGAGGGCCUGGAGCCUGGCAGGAAAUACAAGUUUCUGCUCUAUGGGAUCCACGGAGGACAGCGCCUGGGCCCCAUCUCCGUCCUGGGAGUGACAGCCCCAGAAGAGGACACGCCAGCCCCCUGGAGCCCAGCCACAGAGGCCCCCGAGCACCCUGAAGGGCCCCAGCUAAGGACACUGGCAGUGAGCGACAUAACCCCAGACUCCCUGCACCUCUCGUGGAGUGUGGCUCAGGGCCCAUUUGACUCCUUCGUGGUCCAGUAUCAGGACACGGAUGGGCAGCCCCAGGCCUUGCUCGUGGAUGGCAACCAGAACAAGGUCCUAGUGUCGGGCCUGGAGCCCAGCACCUCCUACAGGUUCUUCCUCUAUGGCCUCCAUGAAGGGAAGCGCCUGGGGCCCAUCUCAGCUGAGGGCACCACAGGGCCUGCUCCUGCCGGUCAGACCCCAGGGGAGCCAGGGCCCCGCCUGUCCCAGCUGUCGGUGACUGAUGUGACCACCAGUUCGCUGCGACUCAACUGGGAGGCCCCAUCUGGGGCCUUUGACUCCUUCCUGCUCCGCUUUGGGGUCCCAUCACCCAGCACUCUGGAGCCCCACCUGCGUCCCCUGCUGCAGAGGGAGCUGAUGGUACCAGGGACACGGCGCUCAGCGGUGCUACGGGACCUGCGUCCAGGGACCCUAUACACCCUUACGUUGUAUGGGCUGCGUGGGCCCCACAAGGCCGACAGCAUCCAGGGCACGGCCCGCACCCUUAGCCCAGUUCUGGAAAGCCCCCGUGACCUUCAAUUCAGCGAAAUCAGGGAAACUUCGGCCCUGGUCAGCUGGACGCCUCCACCAUCCAGAGUGGACAGUUUCAAAGUUUCCUACCAGCUGGCAGAUGGAGGGGAGCCACAGAGCGUGCAGGUGGAUGGCCGAGCCCGGACCCAGAAACUCAAGGGGCUGAUCCCAGGCUCUCACUACGAGGUGACGGUGGUCUCCGUCCGUGGCUUUGAGGAGAGCGAGCCACUCACAGGCUUCCUCACCACAGUUCCUGAUGGCCCCACCCAGCUUCGUGCGCUGAACUUGACGGAGGGAUCCGCUCUGCUGCACUGGCAGCCCCCCCAGACCCCUGUGGACACAUAUGACGUCCGUGUCACAGCCCCAGGGGCCCCCCCACUGCAGGGCUCAACCCCUGGCAGUGCUGUGGACUACCCUCUGGGUGGCCUUGUGCUCCACACCAACUACACGGCGACGGUACGGGGUCUUCGGGGCCCCAACUUCACCUCCCCGGCCAGCAUCACCUUCACCACAGGGUUGGAGGCCCCCCAAGACUUGGAGGCCAAGGAAGUGACCCCCCGCACGGCCCUGCUCACUUGGACUGAGCCCCAAGUCCCGCCGACUAGCUACCUGCUCAGUUUCAACACCGCUGGUGGACAGACCCAGGAGAUCCUGCUCCCAGGAGGGGUCACCUCUCACCAGCUCCUGGGCCUCUUUCCCUCCACCCCGUACAGCGUGUGGCUCCGAGCUAUGUGGGGCGAGAGCCUCACACCGCCCGUGUCCACCUCCUUCACCACCGGUGGACUCCGGAUUCCCUUCCCUCGGGACUGUGGGGAAGAGAUGCAGAACGGAGCCAGCACCUCAAGGGCCACCACCAUCUUCCUCAAUGGCAACCGCGAGCGGCCCCUGAAUGUGUUCUGUGACAUGGAGACCGACGGGGGCGGCUGGCUGGUGUUCCAGCGCCGCAUGGACGGACAGACUGACUUCUGGAGGGACUGGGAGGACUAUGCCCAUGGCUUUGGGAACAUCUCUGGGGAGUUCUGGCUGGGCAACGAGGCCCUGCACAGCCUGACAAAAGCCGGCGACUACUCCAUGCGCGUGGACCUGCGGGCUGGGGAUGAGGCCGUGUUUGCGCAGUACGACUCUUUCCGAGUAGACUCUGCUCCCGAGUACUACCGCCUCCAUCUGGAGGGCUACCAUGGCACAGCAGGGGACUCCAUGAGCUACCACAGCGGCAGUGUCUUUUCUGCCCGUGAUCGAGACCCCAACAACUUGCUCAUCUCCUGCGCCGUCUCGUACCGCGGCGCCUGGUGGUACAGGAACUGCCACUAUGCCAACCUCAACGGGCUCUAUGGGAGCACAGUGGACCACCAGGGGGUGAGCUGGUACUACUGGAAAGGCUUCGAGUUCUCUGUACCCUUCACGGAAAUGAAGCUGAGACCAAGAAGCUACCGGCCCCCAGCGGCCCGGGAAGGCUGACCACUGCUCACCUCUCCGGCGCCCCAGUAUGACUGCCGAGCACUGAGGGGUCGCGCUGAGAGAAGAGCCAGGGGCCACCUUCACUCUCCAGCCACCGGAGGGAGCCUUCUCCGUCAGCGAUCUCACAGCACCAUGUUUACAGGGGGGGAGGGAAGGGGUUUGUACGGGAGUAAUAAAAGGUGAAACUGA
This is a messenger RNA of Lynx canadensis (Canada lynx), 15968 nucleotides long. RefSeq names its product tenascin XB (gene TNXB). Gene Ontology annotation, molecular function: protein binding. The record is from RefSeq and is a predicted model, not a curated record. NCBI's taxonomy places the organism in Eukaryota, Metazoa, Chordata, Mammalia, Carnivora, Felidae.